AUGCAGUGUACCCCAGUUUUUUCGAGGGGGAGGGCCAAGCCAAGACUAAUGCGAGAGAGUGGCACUGUACAUACAAAUACGACCGGUGCGCACAUUUCACCUGUACUCGUUGUCGCACUUGUUCAGUCAAUAAUUUCAAUCGGCCUGCCCCAACACAUGAGCUCCACAGCCACCGCGACCACCACAUCCAGUGCUCCUCCUCCUCCUCCCCCGACCCCGUACCUCGUGGCCCAUGGGCCCUUCCAAUGGCGCAUCAACAACCUCAGGUCGUAUGCCACCGAGGGUCCCCUGUUGUACGGCGUGGUGAGCAACAGCAGCUCGAAUUACCUGGUUCGAAAAACAGCCGAGCGGCUGGGAUCCGAGGCGGCCAACCGAGCCUUCGACUUCGUCACCAUUCCUGCGCCUCUAUCCGGUAUCAGCAUUGUGCAGCAGCUAGGCCAAACGCUGUUCACGGCCUCCGAGGGUGGCCACAGCGGCGUCUACCACCUGGACUGGAACUACAAACGCAUCCGCAAGCUACUGGUGCCCGAGUCGUUCGGCGAGUUUGAGUCGCUCGCGUUCUAUGGCUCGUCUUUGCAUCUUUUCAAGCCCGGCCAGUGGUUGACGCUGGUGUAUGAUCUCAACAAAUUCAAACAGACCACCACAGAGAAAAAGCCGCGGGCGCUGAGAAAUGGCAUCAAACCCGGUAACACAGAUGGAGAUGGAAACAGCGACGCGCAAAAUGACUCACAAGCAAUCUGUGACGACUCCGAUUCCGAGUCGGACUCCGAAAACCCCCUCACAAUCUCACCCAUUCGAUCCCCCCCCAAAUACGGCAGACGGAGAGCCCGGUCGUCGUUCGGAUCCUUCUCAGAGAGCCUGUCUCAGUCCACUCUGUCGGACGACAUUAGUGUUUGCGAACAUGUGACCGAACGCAGUGGCCCUCUGACGUGCCACCCUGACAGCCUCGCGCAGACGUGUCUAUCGCUGUUUGCCGAUCCUCCCAGUUGCAUUAUCGGCGGAGAAAACGGCUUGUUUGUGGAUCUGUUGAAUGGCACCGUCAAGCCUCUUGCUCCCUUGGGUUCUGGGUCGGUCUUGUGA
This is a messenger RNA of Yarrowia lipolytica CLIB122, 1080 nucleotides long. RefSeq lists its product as uncharacterized. The record is from RefSeq and is a predicted model, not a curated record. NCBI's taxonomy places the organism in Eukaryota, Fungi, Ascomycota, Dipodascomycetes, Dipodascales.